Perca fluviatilis (European perch) is the source of this 2371-nucleotide messenger RNA. It is a transcript of the gene ptx4, whose product is annotated as pentraxin-4. The coding region runs from base 134 to 2248 and encodes 704 amino acids. The record is from RefSeq and is a predicted model, not a curated record. The transcript is spliced from 4 exons. NCBI's taxonomy places the organism in Eukaryota, Metazoa, Chordata, Actinopteri, Perciformes, Percidae.
UGUGUGUAUACAGUGUGUAUCAAGACCAGCCCUUUUCAGCUAUGUAUUUCUCUCUUGAAUUUAUUCCUUUACCUCCAGACAUCCAGACAGGGACCCAGGCUCCCAGCUGCAUCUAUCCCAGCUCCAUUGCACCAUGGACAGCCUCCGGCCCGGACAAUGGCCCAUGAUCGUGGUCCAUAUGCUUCUGCUGCAAAUUCAGCCCGUUAAGUUGCAGGGGUUUGAUCCUGUGUCCCAGAAACUACGACGACUCAAUGAACAGUUCCAGCAGUUCCAGGCGCUGACCCAGGCCCGUUUGAACAUGUUGGCCCAGAACCAGAACAGAAACUCCUCGGGGGGGCUGGAGAGCCGCGUUCAGGCCCUGAGUGACCACUGGCAACACAUGUCACAGGACCUCGAACACCUCAAGCAAAGCACAACGCAGGAGAUAGGGGGUCUCAGAGAGUGGAGUAGGAAGCUCGAUAAGAAAAGUAAACGAAUGGAGGGUCGUCUGGCUUCGAUGGAGAGGAACCUGAGGGAAAACCGCCGCCACGCCCAGAAACAGAUGCCUGAUCCUGGCCACGAUUUCUCCAACCUCACCCUGGAGCUCCAGAGCCAAGAGGAAAGGCUGGCUGCCCUGCAGACCCAGCGUGACGAGCUGCUCAUUGGGCUGAAAGGGUUGCAGGAAUCCCUGAAAAACCAGGCACUGCGUGUGACUCGGCUGGAGGGCCGGCUGGGUGAGGUCCUGCAGCAGAAUGGAGAAGGGAAAACCAGACGGUUGUGGAGGGUGGGAGACCCCCUCGACCCCCACAUAACACCUCAGGAAUACUAUGAACCACGCGGGAGAAGCCAGGCACAUAGAAGAGGGAGGCCUGAAAGGAUUCUGGAUACCCAACCCAGAUCAGAAGGUAUUGGCAACUCCCAGACUGAUAUUCAUCCACAGUCCGCAGCUCAGAACAGAAACCAUCCACAGCCCAAACAAUACCAGGCAACACCAAACCAGCCUAAACAUUCAAAGCCAAGACCUAAACCAGAAUCUUAUCCACAGACACAAGUCCAGUAUCCUAAACCCCAGCCCACAGAUUACCUACCUCAGCCUGACCCUUAUCAUCCCCAGUCACAGAUCCAGGUGCAGGCCCAGACAAAGCCUUACCCGAUCCAGCAGGAGCAGCUUAAGCAUCGCCAGACUGUGCCUUAUCCUUAUGCCCAGAUCCAGCCCCAGGUUCAGCAACGAUCCGAGCCUCAGUUAUAUCGUCAGAGACACCCCCGGGUACACAACCCCAGUCAUCCCUCUUGGCCCCAGCCCCUGCCUCAUGCUUCAACGCACCCUGAACCCACCAAAGACAGACAGAGCAGGACCGGUCAGGGGGCUCCACAGCCCCAGGCUUCAGAUGAUCUCCCUCAGCCCCAGUCUGAGUCUUAUCAGCCCAGGGUGAGCGGGUGGGGUGGAGCAGAGGAGGAAGAAAGUGACACAAAGGUAGAGUCUUCAGUAAUCCACAACUUCCUUCAGCUUCCUAUAAGGCACAAGAUCCCUGCACGACCAGUUCCCAAAAAGGAUGCAACCAUCUGUAACGUGGACUCCAUGCUGUUCUUCCCCUCGGCCUCAGCAGAGAACUAUGUCACCUUCUUCCGGACUCUGCCGGAUCUUCCUGAACUGUCUGUGUGUUUGUGGCUCCGUGUAGAGGCCUCACAUGUCGGCACACUGCUCUCUUAUGCCACAGACGACAACGACAACCAGUUAGUUCUUUACGGACGCAACUCCUCUGCAUCGUCUGCAUCCUUCUCUUCUUCUUCCUCAUCCUCCCAAGCCUCAUACGCCUCCUCUUCCUCCUCCUCCUCCUCCUCCCUGGACUUUGUCAUUGGAGACCCUAUAUAUCGUCGUCUCCCUGCGUCGCCGCUCCUGGAUGCUCGCUGGCACCAUGUCUGCGUCCUCUGGUCCUCCAUCCAGGGUCAUUUCUGGCACUACAGUGACCACCGCCUCACCUCCUCAGGCUCCAACUUCAGGAAGGGCUGGGAGAUUCCUGGAGGUGGAUCAGUGGUGCUGGGGCAGGAGCAGGACACUGUUGGUGGGGGGUUUGACCCUGCAGAGGGUUUUGCUGGGCAGGUGGCAGGGUUCAGGGUGUGGAGCCGGGUGCUAAGUCCUUCAGAGGUGGAAGGGGUGGCAGAAGGAAGAGGUGUGCCCAGAGGGGUGGUGCUUGGCAUGGAGGACAUAAAGGAGGUACAUGGGGAGGUGCAGCAGGUGGCAUGUGAAUGUUUAGAGUACUGUGUGUGAUAAAGUUACAGCAGAGGAUUCAAAUGAAAGGUUUCAUUCCAAAACAUCAUUUUUUCCAGGGAAUGUUCAUUAUCUCUUGCUUGCCUGCCUCUUAAAAGGCAAAAUAAAUCCUUUUUUCUUUGA